Molecule: messenger RNA, 3258 nt
Organism: Exaiptasia diaphana
Lineage: Eukaryota; Metazoa; Cnidaria; Anthozoa; Actiniaria; Aiptasiidae
Product: EGF domain-specific O-linked N-acetylglucosamine transferase
Exons: 18
Coding region: 127-1695 (522 amino acids)
Cellular component (GO): endoplasmic reticulum lumen
Molecular function (GO): protein N-acetylglucosaminyltransferase activity
Source: RefSeq, a predicted model, not a curated record
UCAUGAGCGAAUGUUUAAUCUUUGGGCAAAUAUAAUGGUGUCCCGUAUCCAUCAGAAGUUAAAACAAUUAUUUUCUAAAUAUCUGUGUUUUUGUUAAAGAGUCAUGUUCCAUACAUCCCAGAAGUGAUGGUUGUCAUAGUAAUGGAUUCCAAACUCCCAUUGAUACCAAUGGCCUUGUUCUUCUGCAUGCUGGCAUGCUUUGAWUGUAACAUUAAAGACCUUAGUGACAGUACCUUCCCAGCAGACCAUCUGCUGUACUAUACCAGAGGUCAAGGUUAUGGAUUGACACWAGAGGAUCAGUCAGAAGGAAUCUGUUUUGACCAGGAAUCUUGCAAGAAUAAGGAAAAUGUACAACAGCAAAGACCUUGCUGGGGAUAUGAGGAUGACUGUCAGAAGAAUGAUAGGUAUUCCAGUCCAACCUGUACUGCUCAUCACCAAGCUUGGGCACAGUCUUUAGAACAACAAAAAGAGCUUUUCUUUGAACAAGGAGACUUUGGUUUUAUCAAAAAMUCUAAAAAACAGAUGAUGGAUAUAUGUGUGGCACAACAAAAAGAUGAUUCAUCUUUAAGAUGCUCAAGAAACAUGAUAUUCUGUCAUGCCAAAAAUUUGUAUCUUGAUUUAAGAAACUUGGAUGCAAAAAAUAGCAGGAAUAGGUACAGAGAAGAUGUUAUCAAGGAAGGUGAUAUAGGUGGCCAUUGUAAACUCAACAGAAACCUUCUUAAAAAACAAGGUGAACACAAAAGUCCAUUGCAGUCAUGGUAUGCAGAGCUGGAGCAUUUCAGCAGUCUUUCCUUUAAACCUUUUAAGAGUGCAUCUAAAUGUGAUGUAGUUAUUGAGAGACCAACUCUACUCAUCAAGCUUGAUGCAGGUGUCAACAUGUAUCAUCACUUUUGUGACUUCAUCAAUAUUUACGCUUCRCAACAUUUAAAUGGAAGCUUUAGCACAGAUAUCAACAUCAUUAUGUGGGAUACAAGCUCACUGCAUUAUCGUGAUUUCUUUUACGAUACUUGGAAAGCAUUCUCUCGCCAUCCCAUUCUUAGACUCGACAAGUUUGAUGGCAAAAAGGUUUGCUUCAAGGAUGCUGUAUUCUCUUUUCUUGCAAGAAUGGUAUUUGGAUUGUAUUACAAUAUGCCUUUGGUGCCAGACUGUCAUGGCAGUGGUCUUGUCAGAGCGUUUUCUCACCRUACAUUACACCGACUUGGUAUUAAACAAGUGAAGGAGAAAAAAACUCGCAUUACUCUUCUGGUACGUAGUACAAAAUACAGAAGGAUUUUGAAUGAAAAAGAGCUCAGCAAAGCAAUCAGAAGUGUACCAGAAUUUGAGUUGAAAGUAGUAGAUUACAACCACAAUAUGCCGUUUGUACAACAGCUAAAUAAUACACACAAUACAGACAUUUUGAUUGGCAUUCAUGGGUCUGGUUUGACACAUCUACUCUUCCUUCCUGAUUGGGCAGUUCUAUUUGAAUUAUAUAACACAGAGGAUCCUGACUGUUACAGAGAUUUAGCAAAUUUAAGGGGUGUGACGUACAUGACAUGGGAAAAUAAAGACAAGCUCUUUCAGGAGGACGAGGGACACCACCCAACUUUGGGAGCGCAUGCCAAGUUUACCAACUACGCUUUUAAYGUAGACGAGUUUAUGAAGCUUAUAAAUAAAGCUGCUCGAUUAGUUCAACAGAAAAAGGAAAUUCUCAAAUAGCACUAAAUACAUUAAGAUAGGAAUUAUAAUUUUAUCAAGCACAGAUUAAAUUUUAAACAAUUAGUACUUUUUCACGUUUUUAGAGUGAAGUCAUCAAACCCGUGAAAUAGACAUUAAACUAAUAAACCUCUGUACGCUCUAAUUGUAUUGUUAUCUUUUGGGUCUAUUUAAUUAUCACACUUUAAUAGUCAAUUUCUGUUUCACGGAUUUAAUGACCUGACUCUAGUGUUUGCACUGGUUCACUCAUUGUAUUAUAUUUUAUCAAAUUUGGAUGUUUCGUUUGUCUAAUGAACACUCAAUAUUAAUUAUCAAUAUCAAUUGUUUUUCGUGUUUACUGCGUUCUACUUAAUCACCUUGACAAUUCCGAUUCAUGGGUAUUAUUCCCUAGAGUGAAUAGGGAAUCAACACAAGUGAGUCUGUUGUCUACUAAAACAGCGGUCGCUCGCAUUGAACUCAGUGGAAAAAGGCUUGUUCAGCACCCGUGCUGUCAAGAAUGAAGAUCAGCACCCAACACCUGUAUUAAUGUAAUAUUGAUUUCACAGGUUUAAUCGCUUUAAUCAAACAAGAUGCUAUUCAUUUUAAUAGUCCAGUUUCGAAUUGAUAGCAAAAAAACGCUGCUGGCUUUAUUUGACUACAGAUUCUCUUGCGCAAAGACCUGACCAAACACAAAAGGGAGCACGAAAAAAAUUCGUUUUUACAAUAGACUUAAAAAUUUGCAUUUUCCCUGAGUUGAGACUAACCCUGUAUUCCCAUGAGAACUAAGGUAUGAUGAGCCUUCUGGGAAUACAGGGUUAGCCUCAACUCGGGGGAAAAUGUAAAUUGUCAGCGCUAUUGUACGUAAAACAUUUUCUCGUGCUUUCCGUUUGGUAAGUUCCUUGCGUAAGAAAAUCUGCUGUCAAAAUAUUGAAUAUGAGAUUGUGUAGAGAUGGUGUAGCACACAUGACGUCCAGGCAUAAUUAGCAUUGUUACAGGAAGCCCAUGUAAGCGCUCUGUAGAGCGUCUAGUUUUAUCAAAUUUCAGCCUGGAUGUUCUUUGCUAGCCUCCUCCGCACGCAACUCUUUUUUACUCCUUUGGGCUUCCUUUGUAACGGUCAUAAUGGCCGUUAGGCACUAGUGACGAGAACGCUCGCCUUUUCUCGCCCCCAUUCUCCCUCUUUUGACUCAAAAAGAGAGGAAGCCCGUGAUUCUUAGUGAUGCCUGCGGAGGAGGCUAGUUCUUUGCAACCUUGUUCUCAUAUCUCGGGUAUGUUAUUCAUAUGGAGCAAACCGAAUUCAAUUUGACAACAGAUCAUUUUUUAAAGUUCAUGGUAGUGUCCGAACAAUGCCGGGAAUUUUAGAAUCUGUAAUUUUUUAACGAUAUAACAGUUUGUGUCCACGCGUGUCGGUAAAAAUUUCAGCGAAUUUUUGCAAAGCACUUCCAAUACGAAUACAAUAAGCUAAUUUUUGUUUCAAACAUUGAAAUUUCUGGCGUCGUUCGGAUAAGGCCCUUUAAAAUAGCAUGGUAUAAUAUUUAUCAAUUGCAUCAUCAAAUCAUCACUAGUGUCAUUAAAACACUCCAUUUUCAA